AUGGCUGAAGUCCUUAAAGAAAUCCAAGAAAGGGAUUUACCCGAGUAUGAAGCCAUCAAAUCGAGUGGCAUUUGCACGGAGGAGGAACUACGAAAACUCAUGGUUGAACGUGAACGCUUUGAAGUGAAAUUGAUUCAAAGUAAAAAGAAUAUCAUCAAUUAUAUUGAAUAUAUACAAUUUGAAAAGAAUACCCAUAAAUGGGUAACGGAGAAGGAGACCCAGCUGCAUUGCUCCCUGCCAGAUGUCAAGAGAUCGAUAAUUCAGCGCAUUAUUAAACUCUAUCGCAAUGGUACACAACAAUUCCCCCAAGAGGAACGUAUAUGGAAAAGUUUCAUACAAUUUAGUAAAAAAUCCAAUGCGGGACAGGUGUCCGGUAUCUAUGAGAAAAUGUUGGGGUAUCAUGGCGACAAGGACACAGUAUGGUGUGAUUAUGGUCUGUGGGCAUAUGAAUUUACGCAACAGCUGAAACAGGUCACUGAAAUAUUCUUUAGAGCCCUGAAACGUCAUCCCUCCUCCGAAGUUAUCAAUUUGGCAUUUUUCGAUAUAUUGAUAAAAGAAACGGCCCGCAUCACAGAUGUUAGUAAUGCUAUUGAUCUUAUGGAGAGGCAAUUGGGUUUGGAAAGAGCUGUUCUGCUAUAUCGUAAUACAAAAACAAAAAUAAAGAAUGUCAGUUACUACCUCAAACUGCUGGAAAGAUGUGAAGAACCCACCUACAUUAAUUGUACUGUACUGCUACAAAAGGAAAUCAUUGAAGAUAUUAUGAAGAACUUUUUCGCCGAACCAAUGGUUUGGGAUUUUUUGGCACAGCGUGAAUUGCGUGGUUAUAAUAUGAUUGAUUUACAAGAAGUGACUUCGAAGCAGGUUGCUGAAUUGCAGGAACAACAAAUGCAAACAGAUGGUAAUAUGCCACAGGAGACUAUUUGGAAACCGCAUAGCCUUAAGUUACGUAUUGAGUUGUGUUUUAAGGUUUAUGAAAAAGCAGUGGCGGCUCUGCCCACCGAAGAGAUGUGGUCAUAUUUUAUUAAUGCCAUGCUCGAUUUAAAUCAAGAUGUUAAGUCCGAGGGUGAUGUUAAACGCUACUGUUUGGCCAAGGCCUUCAAUAUGGGUCACAAGUCACAGCUCAUGAGUGUGGUCCACUAUCAGGCUUUGGUGGAAAUGUUACUAAAAUCUCCAAAUGGCCAGACGCAAAUUGAAACGAUAUUACAAGAAGCUUUGGAAUAUAAAAAGGCAGAAGCCCAUAAAAUCUAUGAGUUGUGGAUGCAGGUUUAUAGUAAAACUUCCAAUGAAUCGAAAUUCUAUGAAAUCUUUUGUCGAGCCAACAAAGAAUUGGGUGUAACCCGCUGUAUACAGCUAUGGCAUUUGGCCAUUAAAUUCUACGAGGCCUACAGCGAAGAACAUGGCAAAAAGUUGUUGGUCAUACUGCAGGAGGCUGCCAAACAAAUUCAUCCCGAAUUUGCAACAUUCCGUUCAUAUUAUUUGGAAUACACCAUGCGUAAUGAAACGUUGAAGAGGACGCGGGAGCUAUACGAUGAAAUGUGUCAAAUGCCACCGCCAUGUUUGGAGCUGCAUAAGAAAAUGGCUGAAAUUGAACUGCAGGCUAAGACGAAGAACUCCAACAUUUCCCGCCUACGUUUGUGUUAUGAAAAUGCCGUGCACUACUUUGGCAAAACCAACACCGAUGUUUGGUUAGAUCUGCUGAAAUUUGAACGUGACAUGGGCGAUUUUAAACUAAUGUCAGUUAUCUAUGAUAGAGCAAAGUCUACAUUGGACCCGGAAUUGGUUGAUUCAUUUAUUGCCGAAUAUUCAUUGUUGAAAGUUUUAAAAUGACAUU
Musca vetustissima is the source of this 1831-nucleotide messenger RNA. Its product is annotated as U3 small nucleolar RNA-associated protein 6 homolog. The transcript is spliced from 3 exons. Gene Ontology annotation, biological process: maturation of SSU-rRNA from tricistronic rRNA transcript (SSU-rRNA, 5.8S rRNA, LSU-rRNA). Bases 1 to 1827 code for a protein of 608 amino acids. Lineage: Eukaryota; Metazoa; Arthropoda; Insecta; Diptera; Muscidae. The record is from RefSeq and is a predicted model, not a curated record. Gene Ontology annotation, cellular component: small-subunit processome; Pwp2p-containing subcomplex of 90S preribosome. Gene Ontology annotation, molecular function: protein binding; snoRNA binding.